UAAAAGCACCCAACUCAAGAGCUAUAUAAACAUAUAUAGACCCAUUUCAAUAUAGGUCAUUAUACGAAGAAAACAAAAAUAAUGGAAGUGAAAGAAGAUAUAGUGAUUGUGGGAGCUGGGAUUGCUGGUCUAACGACCUCCUUAGGACUCCACAGGGAGGGGAUUAGAAGCUUGGUAUUGGAAGGUUCAGAUAGUUUGAGGACAACUGGGUUUGCUUUUACAACUUGGACUAAUGCUUGGAAGGCCUUAGAUGCGGUUGGUAUUGGUGACUCCCUUCGCCAACGACAUGAACGCUUUAAUGGGGUUUCUACCACUUCUACCAUUUCAGGAGUUCAGACUUCGGAGAUGUCGUUUAUGGCCAACGGAAAACAAGGAGACCACGAAGUUAGGUGUGUAGUAAGGAAAGUUCUAUUGGAAGCUCUUUCAAAGGAACUCCCAAGUGGCACUAUAAGAUUUUCCUCCAAGGUGGUUGCAAUUGAGGACUCAGGCUUCUCUAAGCUUCUUCAUCUUGCUGAUGGAACCAUUAUCAGGACCAAGGUGUUGAUUGGGUGUGAUGGAGUGAACUCAGUGGUGGGAAGAUGGUUGGGAUUGGGGAAGCUGUCUUUCACAGGAAGACGUGCCAUUAGGGGCUGUACUUUCCUUACCGAAAGCCAUGGAUUUGAGCCUAAGUUCAUGCAGUUCUUCGGUGAAGGUGUUCGAUCUGGUGUUCUUCCUUGUAAUGAUAACUCUGUCUAUUGGUUUUUCACUUGGACCCCCUCAGGACAAGAGAAAGUGAAAGAAGAUAAUCCAGCUGAAUUGAAGCAGUUUGUAAUGAGCAAGCUAGGGAAAAUGCCAGAGAAGGUAAAAGCUGUAAUAGAGAACACCACACUGGACUGCAUUUUGUCAUCCCCGUUGAAUUAUAGAAACCCUUUGAAGCUAUUAUGGGGAAAUAUCAGCGAAGGCAAUGCUUGUGUUGCCGGGGAUGCCCUCCACCCUAUGACUCCGGACAUCGGCCAAGGUGGCUGCUGUGCCUUGGAAGAUGGCAUUGUUUUGGCAAGGUGCCUUGCUGAGGCCUUGAUGAAAGAACCAAGCAAAAAAAGUGAAGGAGAAGAAGAGGAAGAGGAAUACUAUAGGAUUGAGGUGGGGUUGAAGAAGUAUGCCAAAGAGAGGAAAUGGAGAAGCUUUGACCUCAUAAGCACUUCUUACAUGGUUGGUUUUUUCCAGCAAAGUGAUGGAAAAUUGAUGACUUUCUUAAGAGACACAUGUUUGGCUAAAUUCUUAGCUGGUUUGCUGUUGAAGAAGGCUAGUUUUGAUUGUGGAAAACUCAAACUUUCUUGACUAUUAGUACCAUUACUAUACUACUACAUCAUGUAGUCUGAGGGGGCUUUCCUAUCUUUUCAAUUUCACAAUAAAGCAUGAUUGGUUUUUAAUCUAUGUAUUUAGUAUUCAGUAUUUAGGGAUUAGGACGAGUUAUUGGAGUUUUGGUUUUGGGUUUUUGGA
Messenger RNA from Humulus lupulus (European hop), 1479 nucleotides. RefSeq names its product monooxygenase 2-like. Bases 82 to 1317 code for a protein of 411 amino acids. Gene Ontology annotation, molecular function: FAD binding. NCBI's taxonomy places the organism in Eukaryota, Viridiplantae, Streptophyta, Magnoliopsida, Rosales, Cannabaceae. The record is from RefSeq and is a predicted model, not a curated record. The transcript has 6 exons.